AUGAAAGGUUUGAGAUUAGGCAAAGGAAUGAAGGGCCUAAAAAGAAAGUGUCCAUCUACUGGAGGUGGAGUCUCCAGUAGAACUAGAGGUAGAAAGGCGGUAUCAAAUGGGAAUGAGCCGGUUAGAGAAGAGAGUAAUCCAGUGAGAGGAACGACUGUAGUUUCGCUCUCACUUGAUACCGAAAGUGAAGGCAUAUCUGCUGUUUCCUCCAAGGAAAGGCAACCACCACAGCCCCUUGAAAUGUACUUCGAGAACACACAGUACCUGAAGACUUGCAAGAUUCAGACCAAGUGCCGUGUGAAGAAGAUAGUUGAUGUGAUUAACGAACUUAAGGAAGAGGUCGGCUGGUUCACAAGCCAUCCUCAGUUUUGUCAUUUCUUCCACAUGCCUGAUGAAGAAUUCCUGAAGCUCCAAGGAAUGUGGAUGUUACUGCUGCACACCAUUCGUAUUGAAGGAGAAGAUGCUGCAUGGUUUGCGGUGAAUGGUGUGCCCAUCCGCUACUCUAUGAGGGAGCAUGCCCUCAUCUCUGGCUUGGACUGCCAUGAGUAUCCGAGUGGACAUUUGAAGCUCGGGGUCACCAUAGAAGAUGUGAAGCAAAAGCUGCAAUCUAUGGGGACGGCAUGUAAUGAUAGAUUGAAGAUGGCUGUCGUGUUCUUCCUUGGUCGGGUUAUCAGAGGAACGACGAAGGAUUCUGCACCAUUAGACCCGUUCAUCUUAAGGAUAGUGGACGAUUUGGAUGUUUGCAGAAACUUUCCUUGGGGUCGUCUAACAUUUGAGGAUGCAAUAAAGGAGAUUAAGCAUGUAAUGGAGCUUCUGAAGGGUGAAGUGCACCAUGCAACCGGCUUUAAUGGAUUCAUAAUUCCAUUAGAGGUUUUGGUUUUUGAGUGUAUUCCUAAGCUGGGGAAAAAAUUUCGAAUCUCUUCAGACGGCGCCAGUGGAGAUUGUCCUAGGAUGUGCAAGAGUCAGUUUACAAAGAGUAGCAUGAAGGGUUAUCCUUUGGAAGAUAUAUAUGAUGCGGUUGGAAAGACAAAGGUUAUUAACAGUGUGUUGGUUCCAACAGUGGAUGAGGAAACUUUGCUGGCUCGUAUCAUUGAUCUGGAGCCAGAGUAUCACCGUGAGGGUAGCACAAGUGAUAGGUGGAACUACUGGCUAAAUGUGAAGCAGAAGAAGAUUUGGUGGAAAGAACUUUAUGAGUCAGAUGUUGCUGCACGAAAGUUUACAAAGACGGAAGACAAAGAAAAGGUGACGAUUGUAGAAGGUUCAUCUUCUAAUUCUGGUUUGGAGUCGAUGUUGAAAGGUGUGGAAGAGAGGAUUGUGAAGGCCAUGGAAGAAGGAUUUUCUGGAAUUAAUUUAACGGUAGAGACAAAGCUGGAGGCUAUGAACUGGACGAUGGGUAAACCUGAGAAGAACCGGCGAGUUUUGAAGAAAAAGGCUAAGAAAAUAGAAGACUGGUUGACUUCUAUUGAAAUCAAGGGAAAUGAGGAUGAGGAAUAUAGACAGUGGAAUGAUUUUGAUUAUGGUAGAGAUCAUGGGAAGGAUAGAGAGAUGGCUGAGGCAGAGAAGGAUAAAGAGAAUGCUGAGACAUGGAAGAAAAACAGUGAGAAGGGUGAGGAAGACGAGGAAAACAGUGGGAAAGAUGAGGAACGAGGAAAAGAGUGA
Brassica napus (rape) is the source of this 1659-nucleotide messenger RNA. RefSeq lists its product as uncharacterized. The transcript is spliced from 6 exons. The record is from RefSeq and is a predicted model, not a curated record. Bases 1 to 1659 code for a protein of 552 amino acids. NCBI's taxonomy places the organism in Eukaryota, Viridiplantae, Streptophyta, Magnoliopsida, Brassicales, Brassicaceae.